Messenger RNA from Nothoprocta perdicaria, 2094 nucleotides. It is a transcript of the gene LIX1, whose product is annotated as limb and CNS expressed 1. NCBI's taxonomy places the organism in Eukaryota, Metazoa, Chordata, Aves, Tinamiformes, Tinamidae. The transcript is spliced from 6 exons. The coding region runs from base 1 to 846 and encodes 281 amino acids. The record is from RefSeq and is a predicted model, not a curated record. Gene Ontology annotation, biological process: autophagosome maturation. Gene Ontology annotation, cellular component: cytoplasm.
AUGGACAGCACCUGGGAGUCCCUGCAAGGCAUCAUCGCCCGGGCGCUCCCGCACAGGGACCCUGCGCUCGCCUUCAAGGACCUGAACGUGGUGGCAAUCCUGCAGGAGUUCUGGGAGAGCAAGCAGAAGCAGAGGGCCGUGUUCCCGAGCGAGGGCACCGUGCGCUACGAGUCGCUGAGCUCCCUGGGCCCCCCGUUCGUGAGCUACGUCACCCUGCCAGGGGGCAGCUGCUUUGGCAACUUUCAGAACUGCUUCAGCAGAGCAGAAGCAAGGCGAGAUGCUGCAAAAGUGGCUUUGAUCAAUUCUCUCUUCAAUGAGCUGCCUUGUCGCAGGAUCACCAAGGACUUCAUCGUGGAAAGUGUUCGGGAGGCUGUUUCCUCAACCAGUGGUAACUUCAAGGAUGCUGAUGACCCAAGCACUAGCAUUGGAGCCUAUCACUACAUGCUGGAGUCAAACAUUGGAAAGACAAUGCUGGAAUUUCAGGAGCUGAUGAUCAUCUUCCAGCUUUUGCACUGGAAUGGCAGCCUUAAAGCCCUACGUGAAACCAAGUGCUCCCGGCAGGAAGUAAUUUCCUACUACUCCCAGUAUUCCUUAGAUGAAAGGAUGAGAAGCCACAUGGCCCUGGACUGGAUUACAAAGGAGCAAGAAUCUCCUGGAAUUAUCUCUCAAGAGCUGCAAGUGGCACUUAGAGAACUGGAGGAAGCCAGGAAAGCGGGGCAGGAGCUGAGGUUUUACAAAGAAAAGAAAGAAAUACUGAGCUUAGCCCUAAGUCAGAUCUACAGUGAUCAAGCUGCCUCUUCCUCACAGGAUGAUCAAAUGAGCUUAGCACUGCAUGGCUACCACUAACCUUGAAGAAGCUGUUUGAUGCUGAAGGAUAAAGUGUGCUCGUUUCUGUUGAAAAAGCCACAUGAAUAAACUGGUAAUAUUCUUUUCCCGGCUGUUUUAACUUCUGUAUUAGGAGCACUGGAAGCUUUUUUCUUUUAAAUUUUCAUUUUCAUGGACAGAAACUAGGAGUCAACGAAGUAAUGCUACUGCGCCAUACAUAAACCAUAAAAGGGGAAAAAAAAGCCGAACACUCUCAGGGCACUCUGGAACUUGAGAUGUUGUUUUGCUCAAAGACGGUCUUCUUUUUCCUUGACAAAGCUGCAAAAGCUACGGCCUGCUCGCAGUCAGGGGCCAACAGAGUCCUGCCUGCUGCUCGCGGAGGUGCCAGCCGAAGCGCCCCUGCUCUGCCGGCAUUCGAGGGCAGGAACAGCCUUCCCAGCUCAAAAGCUGCACCACACAACUAGUGCUCCAGACGUCACCCACUUCCAUCUCCGCUCAAGCCAAACAAGACAUUGCAAAGUGGUAGGAGAAUAAAUGACUAAAAUUUCAAGAUUGAUCAUGUUCUGCCUACUACCAAAAAACAGAUUUCGAGAGAUAAUAGUUUCGCUACAGCUUCAGAAAACUGCCAUGCCCUGAUUCUGCUGUCAAGUACGAUCUUCCACCAGGAGAGAUGUCUCUUUUUCUUCCCUUUCAUAGGAGAGAUGUUCACAUGCACUGAAGCAGAGAGCUCCUGAGCUUCAAGUUGCUGCCUUCCCACACGGUGUCAGCCCCACGUUCUGCUGAAGUCACCACCCCAGGAGCACAGUGAGCAGCAGCCCAAACCCACACUUGUCAGACGGCUACUCAGGCUGCUGCUGAAGGCAGAAAUGUGCCGAGAAGCCAGACAAGGAACACAGACAUGUGGCUUCCCAGUACUUCUGCUCUCUAGUUGCUUCUGCAGGAAUGAACACCUGGCAGAACUGUAGUCUAAACCAUCUCAGUGACUUCAGCAAAAAACUCCUAGCGUUGUUAAAAUAUACUUUAAAUAUUAUGUAUUUCAACACAAAAGAGAAAGACACUACACCAUUUUUUCACCCUACUAAAGUCUCUAGUACUAGCACAGACACAGCUACGCCACAAUUCCAAAAGAAGAGAGCCCUAGGAACUGGUGAGCAAGAACGAUGCUGCUGCCAAACCAUUCCCACUACUGCUAAUUGCGUCCUCACCACAGAGGCUGCAGGUGGCACCUUGUGAAGGUACCUGGGCCCUCUCAGGAGGGACACACGAUGC